UCUUCCCUCCUUCCCCGGUCCCCUCCACCCCGCAUCCCCUGCCCCUCUCCUCUUCCCCAGCGGGCUCCUUUCCUCCUGGGGUUCCCUCUGGAGCUCCAGUCCCGGGCACUCCCACCCCCGCCGAGUGCGGAGUCCGGAGACACCUGGGGGCGGGGAGUCCCGGGCAGCGCCGGGCUGGGGAGACGCCGGGGGCACUGCCCGGCGCUAACAAAGGGAGAAGCUGCUGGCCGGCGUGGGUGCCGAGCGGGCGGAGCAGCCGUAGCCUUCCCGGCUUGGGAGCGCUGCAAGUCGGGAAACUGAGGUGGGUAAAGAGAAGAGGGAGCGCAGACGUUACUACAACAAACGCACGUGCGCCCUGCCCAGCAAAGCCGGACAAAGCCUCUGGUUUUGGGUGAGGACGUAGGACGAUUUUCAGCUCUUUCAUUUGCAAGAAAUUCAGGGACCGGAAAGAGAGGCCUCUGGUUUGUUUUGCAUGUUCGGUGCUCAGUUCAGCUUGGCCGAUUUGACAUGCUGAGAAGCUGCGAUCUAGCGUUGGGCUACUUGGCCUCGGAGGCCUCCACUCUGCACCGCCCUGGCGGCCAGCGAUGGUAGAACCCAGAAUUCUGUGGUUGGCUUAAAAGACAGGGAUAGAGCCAGUUGUGCACGGCUCUGCAGCACAGCCUGCCGCCCAGAGAGAAGCCCAGCUGAGAUGAAACUGCCCUAAGCCCUCUCCCAGAGCUGAGCACACCUGGAAGCAAGGUCGUUUGAUGACCAAAGGAACUGUUGAUUUGCCAGCGCAGGUCUUUUGGAAUCUUGACAAGGAGUUGUAUUUUCUCCAUUGCUGAUGAAACUUGAACUCCAAAGAGGAUGAAUUAGUCCUCCAGGAAGAAGUUGGCUGCAUUUUCCCUUUCGGUUCUUACUCCUUUGAGGAGGGAGUGGUCUGUGAAUUAUUGACAUCCAUUUAGAAAGGCAGAAGAAAACCCUCCAUUAUGGACCAACAUCUGGGGCACAGCUCCUUCCUGGAAAAGUUAAGAAGUUGGUCAGAGAAGUGUGAAAAAGAAGCUUCAGCACUACUGGAUGUGAGAGUCCAGACUGCAAUCAGAGCUUUUGACUCAUAAUCUCUACUGGGGAGGGGGGGUGCUGAUGCUUUUUGAUCAUCCUGAGAAAAAUGAGCCUUGGCCUCCAGACCAAGCAAAACCAAUAUCCCUCCCAUGGAGAAUAGUGCUAGUUCCUGAGGACCUAGAAGAUUUACAGCCCUAAAGAGAUUAGCUAGAAGCAGGCUUGUUUUCCUGCUCAGAUUCUGGAAUACAUCUUUCAUUAUGAUCCACACCAACUUGAAGAAAAAAUUUAGUUAUUGUGUCCUGGCCUUUCUUCUGUUUGCAGUCAUUUGUGUGUGGAAGGAAAGGAAGAAAGGGGGUUAUUAUGAUUCCCUUAAGUUGCAAGCCAAGGAAUUACAGGUGUUGAGGAACUUUGAGAAACUGGCCAUGGGGUCUAGUCCCCAGUCUGUCUCCUCAAGUGGCACUCAGGACCCCCACAAGGGAAGCCAGGCCUUCAGCAGUGCAAGAGUCCCAGCCAAGGCCAAACCACAGGCCUCCUACCAGGUGUGGAACAAAGACAGCUCAUCCAAAAACCUUAUCCCCAGGCUGCAAAAGAUCUGGAAGAACUACCUGACUAUGAACAAGUACAAGGUGUCCUACAAGGGGCCAGGGCCAGGUGUCAAGUUCAGUGCAGAGGCCCUGCGCUGCCAUCUUCGGGACCAUGUGAACGUAUCCAUGGUAGAGUCUACAGAUUUUCCCUUCAAUACUUCUGAAUGGGAGGGUUUCCUGCCCAAGGAGAACAUUCGGACCAAGGCUGGGCCAUGGAGCAGGUGUGCUGUUGUUUCAUCAGCAGGAUCCUUGAAGUCUUCCCAGCUGGGCCGAGAGAUAGAUGAUCACGAUGCAGUUCUGAGGUUUAAUGGGGCACCCACAGCCAACUUCCAACAAGAUGUGGGCACGAAAACAACCAUUCGCCUGAUGAACUCCCAGUUGGUCACCACAGAUAGGCGCUUCCUCAAGGAUGGUUUGUACAAUGAAGGAAUCUUAAUUGUGUGGGACCCAUCUGUGUACCACUCAGAUAUCCCAAAGUGGUACCAGAAUCCUGACUACAAUUUCUUUAACAACUAUAAGAGCUACCGCAAGCUGCACCCCAGCCAGCCCUUCUACAUCCUCAAGCCCCAGAUGCCUUGGGAGCUGUGGGACAUCCUUCAGGAAAUCUCCCCUGAAGAGAUUCAGCCAAACCCCCCAUCCUCCGGCAUGCUUGGUAUCAUUGUCAUGUUGACGCUCUGUGACCAGGUGGACAUUUAUGAGUUCCUCCCAUCCAAGCGCAAGACUGACGUAUGCUACUACUACCAGAAGUACUUUGAUAGCGCCUGCACGAUGGGUGCUUACCACCCGCUCCUCUUUGAGAAGAACAUGGUAAAGCACCUCAAUGAAGGCACAGAUGAGGACAUUUACCUAUUUGGAAAAGCCACAUUGUCUGGUUUUCGGAACAUUCGCUGCUGAGCGUGGGCCUCCAGCCAAGCAUGCUCAUUCUCUACCAGCAGUUCAUGGCUGGUCUGGGCAGACCAUUUUCUUGAACCAUCCUUGGCUGUUCCUUGCAAAGGAUUGUUCUAGGGGCUUUUGACAACAAGAGCUCUGGGGUUUCUGGAAGCCUAAAAGCAAGGAACUAGGCCUAAGUUUCCAUGUUGCUAGCCACAAAGAGAGUGUAAGCUCAGCUUCCUGCUGCACACAUGGACACACACACACACACACACACACACACACACACACGACACUCUUUCUAGACAGCAUCCUUCCCUCAUUCUACAUAGGUAGAUGCACAUAUCCCACCAGGUCUGCCAAAACUGAGCUGCUUUGUUUCUUCUACCUGAAUGAUGUCAUUCUCACAAACCAGCACACUAUUGCUUGAAAUCUCUACCUAGGUGUUGGUUUCACAUUUUAAAGAAACUCUCUCAAAUCACGACUAGGCCAGGUAUGAGGUAAUUCUGGGUGGAGGUUGGGUAGAUGUGGGGUGGGGGUGUGUGAAUAAUUACUAUACAACACAUUAGAAGCACCCUCAAGUCCACUGGAGAAACAUUGUCCCCCAAGAUUGAAAUUGUUCCUCAAGAAAAAUUUCCCCAAGGAUAUGGUCCCAUCAUCUCCCUGGCUGAUUGGGCUAUUUAUUAGCCAGGGUGCUUAUCAACAAAAGACCUUUGUGUGUGUGUGUGUGUGUGUGUUUCAGUGCUGGGGCUUGAACCUGGGGCCAGAGCACUGUCUCUUACCUUUUUUACAAAAGCCAUGCUUCCACUUUUGGCUUUUUGAUGGUUUAAUUGAAGCUAAGAGUUUAAUGGAUUUUCCUGCCCAGGUACACUUCAAACUGAGAUCCUCAGAUCUCAGCCUCCUGAGUAGCUAGGGUUACAGAUGUGAGCCCUAACUACCCAGCUAAACAAAGGAUCUUGGUUAGCCUGCUUUCCUCUCCACGUGGAGAAGAAAGGUGCAGUCCCUCUCCUCAAGUUGUUCACAGUUUAGUGGGAAAGACACAUGUGUAACCGUCAGCUAGUGUGUGCUGGGCUUUCAGAGAGAUAGGCCUGAUCUCUAUAUACCAAGGAGGGAGCUAUUCUAUUGGGAUUUAUGGGUUAUAGGAGGUUCUAUAAUGCUAGGGCCUUGGGGAAGGAGAACCAGGUGACAGAUAUCAAGUGGAUUUCAGGGAGCCAUUUGACUUUUCUUUCUUCCUUCAUUACCAAUUUUUUAUUCUUUAAAAUCUGCCUGAACAUAAGGCUCAAAAUAUUUUGGGGGGAAGUCCCUUGCCCAUGUGUAACCCUAUAGCAGACUCAAUGAAACCAGAUUUCCCAAAAAAAAUUUUUGCAGCCUCAAUUUGGAUUGACCUCUAGCACCUGGGUUUGCAUACUAUUCUCCAACUCUUCCUUUUCAGCAAUCUACCCUCAUUUCUCCUGACUGUUGCCUUUUCUUUCCCUUUAGAGUAGCCUUUCCUCUCUCAAAUUAUUUCCUUCCUUCCUUCCUUCCUUCCUUCCUUCCUUCCUUCCUUCCUUCCUUCCUUCCUUCCUUCCUUCC
Messenger RNA from Dipodomys spectabilis (banner-tailed kangaroo rat), 4067 nucleotides. RefSeq names its product ST6 beta-galactoside alpha-2,6-sialyltransferase 1 (gene St6gal1). NCBI's taxonomy places the organism in Eukaryota, Metazoa, Chordata, Mammalia, Rodentia, Heteromyidae. Gene Ontology annotation, molecular function: sialyltransferase activity. The transcript has 13 exons. The coding region runs from base 1299 to 2519 and encodes 406 amino acids. The record is from RefSeq and is a predicted model, not a curated record.